CGUCAUCCUCCUGGGUGUGCUCGUCGCUGUCAUCCCCGACCUGCAGCUCGUGAAACACGGUCGAUCCGUCUCCAAGCCUCAUCGAGUCUCUUCCAAAACUGCUCGCCGCGAUCGACCUGCGCUCCGUGCCAGUGGACAGGCACCGACUCUCGAACCUCUCUUCUCAACUUUUCGAAGCUGAUGCCCGUAUUUUCAUCACUCUCCUUGUAAUAAUCUUCAGCACCAGGCCUUCCUCUCGUCUGCUGCUCCGACCACUGGACACUCGCCAUGCGUCGCCUCGCCGCCGUCCUCACAGGGAGGCGGUCAGACAAGUCCGACGCCGGCUCCAGCAUAUCUCACGCCGACCGCUCGGAACGCUCAGCCGUCGCCGACGCCUCCCAGGUAUCCGCUGCCACGACCACUAAGUCGGCCAAAAGUCGGUCGGGAUUCUUCAGGAGCUUGUCCAAGGGAUCCCUUUCCGCCCCCGACCUCAAGGGGCGCAAGCGUUCAAUGCCCUCGGUGUCUACCAUACCAGACCACGUCGCCUCCUCCGCGUCGUCCUCAAGCGGCGGCCCCCAUACUCCCAACGACGACUAUGAAAGUCUCAAUCCAGCCUCACCUGGCCAAGGGAGGAAAAGCUGGCUCUCGCAGGUGUCCGAGGCAGCACUGCCAUUGCCGUCGCCUACGCCAGCCAAGCCGACGACACCUGGAUAUCUUCCCCGACCAUUCAGGCGCGAAUCCGACCAAACAUCCGAGACGUCUUCUGAAUCGGAAUCCACGGACGAACAGGACGCAGAACGUUCUCUGUCUACUCCUUUGUCGGCCCCCUCUCUCCCCAUGGCUCCUAAGGAAUAUUUCCGCGUCGCGACCACUAACGCGCUCCGGCCGCCGUAUUCCCCUCCGCCGCUGGUUCAUGUUCCACGCGGGCCGCUGUUUCCCCGGUCUUGCAAUCCAUCCCGUCAGCUACCUGUCAACGACAUUCUUCAUGCACGUGUGUUGCGGAAGCGACUGCUUGCGCGUCUCGACCAUAUCCCGGAAGGCGCACUAGCCGGUUUUGUGGGACGUAAGCAUACCCCACAACGCCUGCCGUCGUUGGUUCUCGACGAUGUUGCUAUCCCGAAGAGCUACAAGAUACUUCCUGCCAGUCAGGGUCUGCGCCGUUGGACAGAGCGCCCAUGCUUUGAAGAUAGGAUGAUCGUCUACCUUCCUGCCGAACACAUGGGCGACGACUUCCGUUAUGAGAGAGUUUACGCGUCUGCUGCGGUCGAGGCCUUGGGUUAUUCAGAGCACGUUGAGGCUUUGGCUGGGCUUUUGGGUGACGCCGGGUCACCACCGGAGGUCGCUCUGGAUUCUCCCAGCAUUACCUCGACGCCGACCUUCUCUGUGACUUCUACCACCAGCUUAGCCAGUGCACCACCAUCACCCGCACCGACGGCGUCGAACCCUUCGCUGCCUACGUCCGGCUCCAAGUUGACCCCGAACGCCGCGUACAAGCAAGCACCCUCCCCGCUCCGCAUCGGGAGCACAGAUGCUGUCCCAAAUUUCUUCACGACUGCGUCAUCAAGAUCUGCCAGUGCGCCAUCAAUAGUCCAACCAAUGCCUACUCCCGCAUUCAGCUCCUCGCCGUCGUCCCCGCCUCCGGCGGUGACUCCCAGACCAGUCGUGCGAUUCGCUCAGGACGACAAAGAUGAGUCGAUACCAUUAGAUUAUGUUAUGCGCAUCAAGCAGGCGCGGGACAAGAAGGCGAGGUUCCUCGCAGCUGAGAGAGCUCGACGACUCAGCAUGCAAGAGAGGACGCCUGCCCCUCGGUACGCACCGUCUGACGCUAUGCGUGACGAUGUCCGGCGGCUAGCACAAGAGCGCACCAAGAUAGAGGAAGAACGGAAGCGCUUAGAAGAGGAGCGACGGAAAUGGGAACGAGAACGUACUGCACGACAUGCUGCUGAAGAGCAGAGGAAGAAGGCGGCUAUCGCUGAAGAGCUGUCUGAGGCCCGCCGCCGACAAGAAAUGACGCGCUUUGGUGUAGUGCCGAAGCUCAGUGAAGGCAUGUCUUGGGAAGGCGACCGGCAGAGAGAUCGGGAGAGGAGAGGUAGCGAGACCAGAUCGCCUUACGCACGACCAAAAUACGACGGCAGUCACGGCUCCUCAUCGCCCAGGCAGUCUUCCGAGCCGAACAUUGUUUCUGCUGGGUCACCGAACAGUCCUCGCCAUCAUACCCCUUACGCUGACUCAUCCCCGGGAAGCUCACGCCCCCCGAGCAUCUCCUCGCGUCCGCCAUCUAUGUACUCGACACCUCCGUCGUCUGCCUCUGCUACUGAUAUACGCACACGGCGUGAAAGCAAGACUAGUCGGCGCUCGUUCGUCUCGGACGGAUCGUACUCUCCCUCCUCGAUCUUCCUUCCGCCUGGCUCACCCGCUGGUUACCCAUGGGGAUAUGUCCCUCCUGUGCCUACGAUACCGGUCAACGUUCCCAUCAUACCCGCGGGCAUGCCGAUGAUGCAAGUACCGGCUAUGCCCUACAUAGACAUGCCCUUGUUGCCACCAACGCCGCCAUUCGUGCUGCAACAGUAUGGUCCCCGCAAACCAGGAUCAAGCCAACGUUCACACAGCUCGUCGCCGACGAGAGGCAGCUCUUCGGACACCAACAAACGUCGCUCUGAUGGCACUGGCCGGACCUCAUCACCAAUCAUGCACAGGCGGGUGCCGAGCGACGACCCGUCGACGCGCGGGCGGAACCCGCCCUCUUCAUCAUAUACCCCUACGCAGCCUUCCUCUUCGUCUCGUUCUCCUCGACCUGUACCGCUCCCACAUUCGCAUUCGCACAAUGCCAACGCUCCGACACCAAUGGUUUCAUCAUGGCCUAAGCAGCCCGCCUUCCAGAACCUGAGUCGCCCGUCGGCGAACCGACGACAGACGAUGAUCACAUAGGACCUUUUCCCUCGCACAUGUUGUUACAUCGCAUACGUUGUGAACUUUUUCCUUUCCAUCUCGCGUUUUGCUGUGCUUGUCGCAUUCAAUGGACCUCUCGUAUUAUUCCCGAUCUACCUCUAUAGCUUUCUAUCCUUCAUGCUAAUGUUUUGAUUACAUAUUUGCUUCUGUAUCCUCCACCUCAUACCCUCCCACCAUCGGAAGCACUCUUUUGAAUUCAUGUAUGUAUGGAGAGUUCCUUGCUCAACCUGCCCGUUUGUGCAGUUGCUCCCUCUCCCCUUACGCAUGCCCAAGCUCAAGCCCUCUCCCCACCGCCGUCUAUCUCAUUCGACGAACCUGCCUACUCUUCCUAUCCUUCUCACACUCUGUCCCUACUAAUUCUUUGUGCACAUUCCCUUGGGACAGUAUCCGGCCUUCCGCCGUCCACAUUCACUCCCAGUGUAUUUUACAACAAAUCUCAUACAUUCUG
Phanerochaete carnosa HHB-10118-sp is the source of this 3376-nucleotide messenger RNA. RefSeq lists its product as uncharacterized. NCBI's taxonomy places the organism in Eukaryota, Fungi, Basidiomycota, Agaricomycetes, Polyporales, Phanerochaetaceae. Bases 268 to 2907 code for a protein of 879 amino acids. The record is from RefSeq and is a predicted model, not a curated record. The transcript is spliced from 2 exons.